This is a messenger RNA of Cucumis melo (muskmelon), 1963 nucleotides long. RefSeq names its product chromatin assembly factor 1 subunit FAS2. The transcript is spliced from 12 exons. Gene Ontology annotation, cellular component: nucleus; CAF-1 complex. The record is from RefSeq and is a predicted model, not a curated record. Gene Ontology annotation, molecular function: protein binding. The coding region runs from base 487 to 1761 and encodes 424 amino acids. Gene Ontology annotation, biological process: nucleosome assembly; DNA replication-dependent chromatin assembly. NCBI's taxonomy places the organism in Eukaryota, Viridiplantae, Streptophyta, Magnoliopsida, Cucurbitales, Cucurbitaceae.
UUCAUUGGAGAGAUGGCCUAAAUUCUUCAGUUUGUAGUUAAUGUUAUGAUUCGAACUUAACCUUUCCAAAAAGGCGCCAAUUUGGGCGCGAUCACAGCAUUUCCACACCGCCCCAUUGAAAAGGCGCCAAAAUUUCACAAGCUGCCAUUUCCUCUUUCCUUCUUCACUUCAACCCUAAAAUUUCUCCAGCGAUUACUCACUUCGCCUUUCUAAAUUCGAAUCAGUUCAAAGAAAUGAAGGGUGGGACGCUUCAGAUCAACUGGCACGACUCAAAGCCAGUGCUCACUCUAGAUUUCCAUCCAAUUUCAGGUCUCCUCGCAACUGGCGGAGCCGAUUUCGAUAUCAAGGCCAGGAUUUGUUCUGAGUAUCUGGAUGUAUAGCAAUGGGCUAACUGUUACCCUCGAUUCCUCCAGCUUUGGUUAUUAAAUUCAGGGGAAGAACAGAAAAAGGUACCUGGUGCUACUUAUCAAAGCAGCCUUUCUUACCAUGGUUCUGCUGUUAAUUGUCUUCGUUUCUCACCUUCUGGAGAACAGCUUGCCUCUGGUGCCGAUGGUAGUACUUUCCUUAACUGCAGCUGGAGGCGAGCUUAUCAUAUGGAAAUUGCACCAUGUGGAAACUGGCCAGUCUUGGAAGGUCCUCAAGACAUUAUCAUUUCACCGGAAGGAUGUGCUGGACCUACAGUGGUCCCAUGAUGGUGCAUAUUUAAUAUCUGGAUCCGUAGAUAAUUCUUGCAUCAUAUGGGAUGUAAGCAAAGGAUCCGUACAGCAGAUUUUAGACGCCCAUUUGCACUAUGUUCAAGGUGUAGCAUUGGACCCAUUGGGAAAGUAUGCUGCUUCUCUGAGUUCAGAUAGAAGUUGCAGAAUCUAUGGCUACAAACCCCCAACAAAAGUAAAAAACAGUGAGAAAAUGACUUAUGUUUGUCAACAUGUCAUUACUAAGGCAGAAAAUGUUGCAGUUGAUGACUCUAAGUCUGCCAGAAACCAUCUCUUUCAUGACGAGACAUUGCCAUCUUUCUUCCGAAGGUUGGCCUGGUCACCUGAUGGAUCUUUUCUACUCGUGCCUGCAGGUAUUUGUAAAACAUUGCCAGCAUCUGAACCGGUAAAUACGGCCUAUAUAUUUUCUAGAAAGGAUCUCUCAAGGCCUGCUAUUCAGCUCCCUGGCGCCAGCAAGCCGGUUGUAGCAGUGUGCUUUUGUCCAAAGCUUUUUAAACUUAGAGGAUUAAAUUCAGCUGGGUUUUUUAAGCUUCCACAUCGGGUGAUUUUUGCAGUAGCAACAUUAAAUUCUUUGUACAUAUAUGACACUGAAAGUGUUGUGCCACUAGCAAUCAUGGCUGGCCUUCACUAUGCUGCCAUAACGGAUGUAGCGUGGUCGGCAGAUGCUCAUUAUUUAGCAGUAUCUUCUCAAGAUGGUUACUGCACCUUGGUAGAAUUUGAAAAUGACGAACUAGGAUUACCAUUCGCUCUGUCAGAAGAUGAAAUAGGAACAACAACCGAUCAUAAUACGAGUUUAAAAGAUGUGGGGACUAUAAAUGACUACGAAAAUAGGAAAAUAGAAGCAGAAGGGAAACAUGAAAACAAAAGCGUUGAAAAGCCAGAAAGCAUGGUGAUUGAAAAAGCUUCAAGUGGAGACAAUCUCGUUGAAUCUGACUGCAGAGGACACGAAAUUGAAAAGAAGGCAAGUAAACAAGUAUCUAUAAGCUCUUCAAGCAACUCUGUUAAGCCUGCCAAAAGGCGCAUUACACCCAUGGCUAUUGAUCCAUGAAAGGUACAUUCCCAACUGUAUAUUCUUUUCACACCUACAGAUUUUGGUGAGUUAUUUUAAAAGCACCCAUGGCUGUGCUUGAUCAAAUGUUGGUUACCCAUGUAGCUUAAAUGGUCAUUUUUACAAUGAUUGGUGUAUCAUCUUUGAUCUCAUUUUCUAGAUGAUUAAGAUUUUAAUGAUAUCCAUAUUUAGUUUUCGCUUC